UCACACACACGCACCCGUUCCCCCUCACAGCAUCAUUCAUCUAUCAUCAUGAUUAUUACAUUAUAAUUGUGUUCCACUCUCUCUUCAUAUUUUCUGGAACAACCUUUCCCCACCUAAGCAGCAUUCAGAAACUUCCCAGAAAUUCCGAUAAUCCAAUCAAACCCAAUGUUGUUUUGUUCGGAAACCCACCCAACAUCACUGGUCACCUGAUUCGAUUCUCAGUCGUCGUAGGCUCCGAUCUCCCUCUCACAAUUUUGUUCCUGUAAGCAAUUAUGUCUUCCAAUAAGAACAAGGGAAACGCCGUUGGCGCAAAAACGGCAAGAGCCUGCGAUUGCUGCAUAAGAAAUCGAGCGCGUUGGUACUGUGCCGCGGACGACGCGUUCCUCUGCCAAGCUUGUGACUCUUCCGUUCACUCAGCGAACCCAUUAGCGCGUAGGCACCACCGCGUUCGCCUGAAAAUCAUUUCCCACAUUAACUCCAGCAAUACCUUAUCUGCUGCAAAGAGUAACAUUGGUGCUCCAUCGUGGCACAAAGGGUUCGCCAAGAAACCCCGAACACCACGUCACGGGAAGCACACUAAGAAGAGUCUCAAGAGCGCCUUCAAUGUGGUACCGGAAGUGUGUCCCCAAGACACGAAUACGAAUUCCCGUGAAGAGAGCAUGGAUCAGCUUCUUUAUAGAGUGCCCGCAACUCCUUCAUCGGAACAAGGGGUAUCCGUGACCGAUGAGAGGAAAGUUGAUUUGUUAGGAUGUGAAAGCGCGAUUGAGAUUGCGGAGUUUAGUGCCGAUGUUGAGAGUUUGUUGGGGAAGGGGCUAGAGAGUGAGUUUGUGGGAAUGGAAGAGUUGGAGCUGGUGGGUACCAAGGAGGUGGAGGAGCAUGCUUCUUGGGAGUGUUGUGUGGACGGUGAGAAUGUGAAGGUGGAGGACGAGGCGCUUGAAUUGGGAUUUCAUUGUGGCAAGGAGUUGAAUUUUUCGUUGACAUGUGAAGACGUGAAAGAAAAGGUUGUUGAGUUGGAUAAGAACCAGCAAGUACUUAAAGAAAAUGAUCAGCUGAAGAAGAAGAUUCUAUUGUUGCAGUUAGAUUAUGAGGCUGUAAUCAGUGCUUGGAAGAGCCAAAAAUCCCCAUGGACUACUGCUCAUAAACCAGACUUGGGCACUCAGCAGUUUUCGUCUCAUUGCAUGGGAACAUGUGGAGUCGAGUUUUACCAUCCUUGUGGGGAACUAAGUGAAUUAUCUGGGUGUCAUUCAACAAUGGCAGAGGAGGGAAGAGAAGCAAGAGUAUUAAGAUAUAGAGAAAAGCGACGUAAGAGGUUGUUCUCGAAAAAAAUAAGGUAUGAGGUUCGAAAGAAGAAUGCGGAGAAAAGACCCAGAAUGAAAGGGAGGUUUGUAAAGAGACCUUCUUUACCGACACCAACCAGUGUUCCCUUGUUAAACAGAAAAUAAGAGAGGAUGAAAAAGGCUGCAUGGACCGUGCCACCUUUACAUUUUUGUUUGAAAUUAAUGUGUUAGUUUCGUCUCCGAAUCCGAAUGUAUAUACAAAUCUAAUAGCAUGAAGCAAUCUCUUGAUAGUAUCAAAGGUUAAGAUUACCACUGUUUCA
Vigna unguiculata (cowpea) is the source of this 1597-nucleotide messenger RNA. RefSeq names its product zinc finger protein CONSTANS-LIKE 16-like. The record is from RefSeq and is a predicted model, not a curated record. Gene Ontology annotation, biological process: regulation of DNA-templated transcription. Lineage: Eukaryota; Viridiplantae; Streptophyta; Magnoliopsida; Fabales; Fabaceae. Gene Ontology annotation, molecular function: protein binding; zinc ion binding. Gene Ontology annotation, cellular component: nucleus.